AUGUCCGACACGAAGCACGGCGAUUUUGAGCACAUCUCGCACGGGAAUCAGUUGCCGAGGCAGCUGACGACUGUUACGCUUACGGCUGAGCAGUUCGAAAGCCUGUACCUUCAACCACGCAACAGCGCAGGAACUAAGAAUGCGCUCGUGGGCAAGGUAGGAAAUCCGACACCCUUGGGUGUCUCUGCUUUCUUACUUGCGCAUAUGCCGUUGUCAAUGGACCUUUUGAACUUCCAAGGAGCAACCGCUGCUUCUAGCGUGGCGAUGCUUGGUUCAUUUUACGCUUGCGCGGGGAUAGGACUUUACCUUGCUUGCAUAAUGGAAUGGCUGAUCGGGAACACCUUCCCGUGUGUCGUCUUUGGUACCUUUGGCGGCUUCUGGAUUUCAUAUGCCAUCAAUGUUCAGCCCACACUCCAGCUCGCGGCAAGCUUUGCGCCUGCCUCAGACGUGUCAAACGGCAUAACCGCGGCUGCAGCCGGCGCAGCGACUCCUCAGUAUAAUGCUGGUCUAGGAUUAUAUUUCACAGUGUGGGGGAUUAUGUGCGCGAUUUAUUUCCUUGCAUCGCUGCGAACGAAUGUUCCAUUUGCCGUGAUAUUCGCAAGCCUUGUAUUUGCGUUCGAGUUAAUAGCUGCGGCAUACUUCCACACUGGUCAGGGUCGCCUCGAGCUCGCUGCGCUGCGGUAUCUGGAUCGAUGUAUCCCUUCUGUGCGCAGCUGUGGGAAUGCCCUUCCGAAUCCCGCUGAUCGACUUAUCGAAUCUGGGCCAUCGCAACAAGUCGGUUGA
This is a messenger RNA of Fomitiporia mediterranea MF3/22, 783 nucleotides long. RefSeq lists its product as uncharacterized. The record is from RefSeq and is a predicted model, not a curated record. Gene Ontology annotation, molecular function: acetate transmembrane transporter activity. Gene Ontology annotation, cellular component: plasma membrane. The transcript is spliced from 8 exons. Bases 1 to 783 code for a protein of 260 amino acids. Lineage: Eukaryota; Fungi; Basidiomycota; Agaricomycetes; Hymenochaetales; Hymenochaetaceae.